AGGUACAUAAGGUUCCAAGUCAGCCUUCGUCACCCGAACCCACUUCACUGCAAAUCCAUCGCCUCAAAUUCACAGCCCAGCAAUCCAAGCAUCCGAUUUGGCAGCUGGGUUUUGUGCCUCCAUUUGCUCCAAUCCUACAUUCCAUUGUUCAACUUCUCGCACACUGGGAGCGCUGCCGUUUUUUUCGUUGCUGUUGCUGCGCUGAUUGUCCCAUUUUCGGCAGGAUUUUUGGCAGGAUUGGAGCUGGGAGUGUUCUGUUGCGUUUCCAACAGGAGGCGAAAGCUGUCCCAGAACGAUGUCACAAGCGGCGUGUUUUCGGACCCUACCCCAAGCGUCAUGUGCAGCUAAUUUUGGCCAUGAGAGUUUGAGCAGAGUAGGAGAUGUUUCAUCAAGCUCGGUCAAUAAGUUUCUUCCUGGGCUGUGCAUUUAUCCAAAGCGACCAGCAAGGAGAACUCCGCAUUCUGGUCUGAGGUUACGGACCUUGAGCAGGAACUUUAUGGUGCGUGCAAGAAGGUCUGUGGUCACAUGUUCGGCGGCUUCAGAUCGGAUGCGUGGGACUGCUUCUUUUGAACGUGUCUGUGACUGUCUGGUUUACCCUUCUUUGGAUCAAAACGGGAGAACGAAGGGAGUUAUUCAUUUCAUAGGAGGCGCAUUUAUUGGUGCUGCCCCAGAUGUGAUAUACAGUGUGCUGAUAGAAUUACUGGCGAAGGAAGGAUAUUUGAUAGUGGCAACGCCAUUCAGUUUGAGUUUUGACCAUACGGUUUCUGCCCAGGGCAUUCACACCCGAUUCAACACCUGUUUAGAUUAUUUGUCGAACACAGGGUUUGCGGGCCUUUCUGCUGGAGACAUCUCGACACUCCCUGUGUACAGUGUUGGCCACAGUUUGGGAGCGUUAAUGCAGGUGGUCAUUGGAAGCACUUGCUCAGGAGGGAGGUUGCCCAAGGCAAGUGCACUCAUUUCAUUCAAUAAUAAGCCUGCUUCAGAUGCAGUACCCUUCUUCGACCAGAUGGGCCCAACGUUGGCGCAGGUUGCACCAAUAGUAGAAUCGUCUCCGGCCACUGAAUUCGCUCGAGCUUUCAGCUCAGAGGCAAUCAGAGCAGUUCUGGAUUCGCGAGUUCCCCUGCCACCCGCCGUUGGUGACAACCUGCAGUCUUUUCGACAGUUUCUGGACCAGAUCCCAGCUGUUUUCGACCAGGUUUCACAGGGAGUUUCAGAGUUCACUCCGACUCCUGCACAGAAUCGCGCAGCUGCGUCCCUUUCAUAUGCUGUACCCAAUAACCUACUGGUGAAGUUUACCCAAGACGCUAUAGAUGAAACAGAUGUUUUGGAAGAAAUUUUGGGGCCUCGCUCCGAAGCAUUAGGAGGAAAGCUGACCAAAGUUGUACUUACUGGGAAUCACCUCACCCCAGUGGCUCCAGAUGUGAAGUGGCAAGCAGGUCGAGAAUACACUCCUGCUGAUGCUGUCGCCCAAGUUUUAAGAAAUGUAGCUCUAGCUGACUUGCGAGUUUUGUCGAGAAACAUUGCUGAUUGGUUUUCCUCUCUCUAACUUGAUGUAUUGUAAGUUUCUUUACAAUUUAGAUUGCCGAUUAUUCUUGUUACUUAGUUUUGUGUGUUGAACUAAAGUAUCUCUUAGCACAUGACUCAGCUUUCUGAAGUAUCGUAGAAGUUAUCAAUGAAUUUUUCGUAAUACCGCAUUAAGGUUGGAUUAAUGUGGUUAGAACCAUCAGAAUGCUACAUUAAUUUGCUUCACUAUGACUUCAAGGGUAACCCAUGAACGACUGCUGUAUUGCUUCUUUCAUCAGUGGUACUCCAGACUGAGCUCUAUAAUUUUGGACUCUGUAAUUUAAAAACUUGGAAAUGGUGAUGCAUUUGCAAGUUUCCAACA
This is a messenger RNA of Physcomitrium patens, 1885 nucleotides long. RefSeq lists its product as uncharacterized. The record is from RefSeq and is a predicted model, not a curated record. Lineage: Eukaryota; Viridiplantae; Streptophyta; Bryopsida; Funariales; Funariaceae.